Messenger RNA from Cercopithifilaria johnstoni, 1486 nucleotides. The record is from the annotation of a GenBank genome assembly. Lineage: Eukaryota; Metazoa; Nematoda; Chromadorea; Rhabditida; Onchocercidae.
CCUGGAUAUUUCAAUUUAACAUCCGGAAGUGGCUGCCAAGAAUGUAAUUGUGAUAUCCUUGGUAGUGUUAAUAGCACUUGUGAUGUGUUAACCGGGCAAUGCUUGUGUAAACCAGGUGUGAUGGGACGCAGAUGUGAUCGAUGUGAACCACAGCAUUAUGGUUUCGGGAUAGAUGGUUGUCAACCAUGUGAUUGUGAAGCUAUUGGAUCCGAAUCACCACAGUGUGAUGUUAUUACUGGUCAAUGUUUAUGUCGUGAUCAUAUCGAAGGACGACGUUGUGAUCAUUGCAUUGAAAAUCGUUACAAUCUUCUGGCUGGUUGUUUACCGUGUGAUGAUUGCUACGCAUUGACGCAACGUCGAGUGCACACAUUUAGGAAGGAAAUUGAUAUGUUGGAAGAUACUCUGAAAGAAAUUGUCGAAAAUCCUGCGCCGGUUGACGAUGUGGAAUUCGAUAAUUAUGUCAAAGCUGUCAGUACUGAAAUAGAGGAUUUAGCUGGUGUUGUAAACAAAAAAUUAGCUGGUGGUGAUUCGCAGAUUGUAGGACAGGUAAAUUUGGUUAGGAGCGAUUUGGAGAAUGCACUGAAACUGUUAAAUUCGGUUGAUGAUGUCAUCAGUAAAGCAGAUAACAAGGCAACUAUAAUAAAUGAAACAUUGAAGCAGUGGAGUUUAAUUAAAGAACGAGCACGAAGUGAUUUAGAAAAUGCACUCUAUUAUUUGGAAACUGAAGGACAAACACAAUGGGAAUUGGCACAAGAAGCAUCCAAGAAAUAUGGCGAACAAAGUCAGCAGUUAUCAGAAAUAGCGCAAGAGGCAAGAAAAUUAGCUGAACAGCAAGAAAAUCGUAGUAUCGAAAUUGAAGCGUUGGCUGAGAAAAUUGCAAAUUCUUCUAAACAGGCGCUUGUUGAAGCGAAAGAAGUGAUCUUUGGAGGUGAUGCUACUAGCAAAGAAAUUGCCAUUAUGUUGGAGCGUUUAAAUGCAACUGAAAAACUGUUGAAUCAAACACGUAAACUAGCUGAGGAACAAUUAAUGGAAGCGGAUCGUGCAUACAAAACAGCUGCAGAAAGUUUGACAGCUGUUGAGGGUUUACGAUUACCAAACAUUGAUCCACAACAAAUUGAAGAAGAAGCUAAGCGAGUCGCAGAUGAUGCUCAAGCAACAGCUGAUAAUGCUAAGGAACAAGCAGCCGCUAACAAACAAUUAAUAGAUGAAGCAGUACGAAUAAUUGAUGAAGCAAAAUAUGAAUUACAAAGGGUUCAGGAUCAACAAAAAGUUUCGGAUGAAUUAUUGGCUGACGUAGAUGCUUCAAAGGCUCGUGCUAUGGAAGCCAUUUCGCUUGCAGAAAGUACACUAGCAGAAGCCCAACAUACGCUAGAAAUACUGAAUGAUUUUCAACAGCGAGUGGAUGCAAGUAAAUCAGAAGCAAUUGAAGAGUUGAGAAAUCUAAAAGAGAUUGAGAAAGAAAUCGCUUUAGCUGAGAAUACAACUC